UUAGCGGUCGGCUGGAUGGCUGUGAUGUAACAAACGCAGCAUAUCGCCCCCUAAGGACAUCACUCAAAGGUCAUUGCACCACGACCAGGGCCCAUUCCAUGAGAUUUCAAUCAAUUUCAAUAAUGAAAAAGUACAGGAAUCAGAUGACUGAGAGGAUAUUGAAUCUCACCCUGGAGAUCAUCUACCUGCUGACUGGAGAGGAUUAUGUUAUUGUGAAAAAGACUUACGAGCGUGUCCAACAAAGCAGCAGUAAAGCAGGCUUUUCCAGGACUCACAGCCCCAACAUGGUGCUUCCGCGUCACUCACUGCUGAUACAUGAAAUGAACAAUGACAAGAAGAUCCUGGAACUGACCAAUCAGAUCAUCCAGCUGCUGACUGGAGAGGUUCCUAUAAGGUGUGAGGAUGUCACUGUCUAUUUCUCCAUGGAGGAGUGGGAGUAUCUAGAAGGACACAAGGAUCUCUACAAGGACGUAAUGAUGGAGAAUCACCAGACCUUCAGCUUACUGGAUAUAAGCAUGGACAGAGUUAGAACCAACGGAUUAUGCUCCUUCACAUCGCCAGACUGCUUCACUGAAUCUAAACAAAAUAACCAGAGACACGUAGAACCAACUUUAUUCAAACCGAGCCCUACAACGCAGAAAACGGUUAUAAAUGCAACAGACAAAGAGGUUUCAUAUGAAAAAGGAAAUAUUACUGAUGUUUAUAAACCCAGAGGACAUACACAGAGGGAACAUUCAUCCACUGUUAUUAAUAAGGAAUCUACCUCAGAUGAAUGUAGGACUUCCUCCGCCAUGGACAUUUAUACAGUCACAGAACACACACAGACAGAAUGUCCGUCUACUGAUGUCAAGGGGGACUCCGGCUCAUCUAAAGCUAGAAAUGUAGCGAACACUGACAUUUAUACACCCACAGCACAUACGCAGAUGGAAUGUGCAUCAACUCCUAUUAAGAAGGAAUCGGCCUCACAUGGAUCAUCCGUGUGUAGUGAUGGAAAAAUCACCCACACGGACCGUUAUGCAACCAGGGAACACACAGAAAUAGAAUAUACUCCGAUUAACAAAGACUCCACAACACACGAAGAAAGCAAUCUCACUGAUGUUUUUCUAACUGCAGAGCACGCAUCUAUCCCUUUUGUGGAGCAAAGCAACACAAUGAGUCAGAAAUUGAAUGUAAACAAAGACUCGCAGGUAAGGACGUACGACGAGUUUAAUAAAACAUCUACUACUCCUCCACAAAAUUCAAGUGCGUUAGAAAGAAUUUACACAAACUCUGGGUAUAAAACAUUUUUCAGUAUCCACUCAGAUCGUGUUAAACAACAAGGAAUUCCAAUAGACCAGAAGACCAGUGAAGUAAAAGAACCGUUCCUAUGCAAAGCCUGUGGAAGAGGCUUUGAUGAAGAAGGCCUUCUCAAACUUCAUUGGAUAACCCACCUUGGAGAGAGAACCUUUACAUGUUCUGAAUGUGGGGAGCAUUUCCCGUUACAUGCAGAGCUUAUUAAACACAUGAAAACGCAUAGGGGAAGAAAGAUGUAUCCUUGCUCUGACUGUGGAAAGUCAUUCAAUCGGGAGUCACACCUUAAUUUGCAUUUGAGAACUCACACGGGAGAGAAGCCCUAUUCUUGCACAGAAUGUGGAAAAUCUUUUAGUCAGAAGUCCCAUCUUGGUAGACAUCAAAGCGUUCACACAGGAGUGAAACAAUACGCUUGUUUUGAGUGUGGGAUUCAUUUUAUUCGUAAGUCUGACCUUGUUCUUCAUCAGCGUAGUCACAGCCGGGUGGAGGCUUUCAUAUGUUCUGACUGCGGGAAAUGUUUUACCCACCACUCAGCUCUUCUUCUCCAUCAGAAAACUCAUAUGAGUGAAAACGUCUUGUUCUGAAUGGGAAAUGUUCUCGAAUAUUGGGCUGUGUGCGUCUGAACUGGACAAUUCAAGAUGGAAACUAUUCAGCUAUAAAUAUAUUGUAAUUUGUAAUUAAAUUUAGUUCUAUGCA
Messenger RNA from Pelobates fuscus (common spadefoot toad), 1986 nucleotides. RefSeq names its product oocyte zinc finger protein XlCOF22-like. The record is from RefSeq and is a predicted model, not a curated record. The transcript has 5 exons. The coding region runs from base 99 to 1874 and encodes 591 amino acids. Gene Ontology annotation, biological process: regulation of DNA-templated transcription. Lineage: Eukaryota; Metazoa; Chordata; Amphibia; Anura; Pelobatidae.